CACAACUACAGCAAGGACACAAGCAGGACGACGCCGCGGAGCAGGAGGUUCAUCACCAGCCGCAGCAGCUUUUUGCACGCGGAGAAAAAAUGCCCGGGGUAAAAAUUCUUGCUGGAACAACAUCUGCGUCUGCAGCAAAUGCAGCACAACCACAACAAGCACAGGAGGACAAUGAAAUCUCCAGCAAUGCACAAACCAACUACAGAAUAAAUACCGACAGCAAGAAAAAGGUCCACGACCUCUCGUCGCCGUCCGCGUCCGCCAGUUAUAAUUUCGGCAGCUCCACAUCCUCUUGCGAUGUUGAAAGAAUCGAUUCAGGGACCAAAACCCCAACCACCACCCGGACAACCAACACAACGUGCUGGUUGAUGAACAAUAAUCAUGCCAACAAGAACAACUGCAUCCAGAUUCGCGGCCGGUCGGGCAGUCCAGAUUUGAACUUAGGUAGAAUGUACUGGGCGCCCACGUACACUUAUUUUGAAGCUGCCGCGGAGGAGGACGACGAGGAGACGAAAGAAGCGCUGGGUAGCUGUUUCCUGGACAAGGAGCCCGUAAUCAAGCAGAAUUUGUGGUUUUUCCCCCACGAUUUAGACAUCGACACGAUUCUGCCGAAGAGUUGCGACAAAAUCUUCUCAUCUUCUGCAGGUGGGAAAAACAUAAACAAGAACCGAAGUAAUAAAGAGGACAACAGCAGCUCCAGCUCCUGCAGAAAUGAUCCCGACGUAGUUCUACUUGACAAAACGAAAACAACCAGCAGCAACAGAAAUUCAUCUUCUACAUCCGAACUACAUAACAAAAAAGCUAUGCAAUGCAAAAGCAUCGUACUAGUAUAAAUUGCAUUACAAAUUGGCCCAGCAUUACAAAUUGAAUUUGUAAUGCUGAUUUGCUUUGAGAAAGAGAUUUGUGAUGCAUAAAUGCAAUUAGUACGAGUACGAUACUUUUGCACAGGAUAAAAGCAAACCAGCAGCAAUUUCUCGACGAGCACCGGUCAACAAUCGAGAAAUCCACGGAGAUAUGCAUUGCAAACAUGUCUGGGUGUGCUGGAAACUUGUGAUGCAAGUCAGUGAACAAUAAAGUGAACUGCAAUGCGCAGGCGCAGCCAAGCACGACGCGUCUUUUCACGCUUCUGUGCUGCGUAUCCCGCAUGAGAAUCUGCGUUUUUGCAUGACAGGCGAGAGAUGCUGUUCCGAUGGCAUCACGCAAUACAGAGUGCAGAGUCAUGCCAGACUAGCAUGACAAAUAUUGCAAUCUUCCAGACCCAGACAUAUUUGAAUUUGAUACGAAAUCCAAGCGGAGUUGGUUUUCGAGUUUGCGAAUCAGUGGCUGAAGGAGCA
Amoebophrya sp. A120 is the source of this 1334-nucleotide messenger RNA. The record is from the annotation of a GenBank genome assembly. NCBI's taxonomy places the organism in Eukaryota, Dinophyceae, Syndiniales, Amoebophryaceae.